This is a messenger RNA of Spirometra erinaceieuropaei, 37568 nucleotides long. Lineage: Eukaryota; Metazoa; Platyhelminthes; Cestoda; Diphyllobothriidea; Diphyllobothriidae. The record is from the annotation of a GenBank genome assembly.
AUGGCCGAACACGCGGCAGCGGUGCGCAGAACUGAUGCCAGCUCUCAAGUUGCAGCUCAUUCGACGAUAUCCGGCCACACAUUUAAAUUCGAUGAGGCCGAAAUUCUCGCAAGAGAUGACAACCGAGUGAGCCGGGAGCUACUGGAAUCAUGGUUUACUGGCCCCCAGUCCAUCAACAAGUGCAACGAUCUUCCCAUUCAAUACAGCGUGCUGAGACUUCGUCUAGGCGGAGUAAUUGGCCACGCGGAAAGCGCACUGGUGAACACUCUUCCCAACACCCGAGUCAACGCGUCAGAUGUUCGAGCAAUCAUCACGCCAACAUCCAACGCACGUGAUGAAAUUGCAAUAAUUAUCGACUCGAACGUCGGCCACCAAGUAAUGAUCACACCAAGUGUGACAAUCCCGGAUGAAGGGGGGACCUGUGAACGUUCAUAGGUAUGCGGAGGCAUGGCUACUGCAUCCUCUAAAUACCGCAGCCCCUUGUGCAACAACCACCCGUUUCUGCUCUUUUGUCUCUGAUGAUGGAUUCGAGUAGGACUCCAAAACGUCAGGCUAAUAAAGCUCUUGUCCCGGCGAUCGUGUCUCCUUCUUCAAGACAACUUCCUGAGACUCGGCUCUUCGCUUCUAUUGACACUCAACAGAGCCAUUAAUCUGCAUCCCGCCCAACAAGCGCUACACACAAAGCUCGAGUCAGUGCGGACAAGGCCAUCAGGACAGUCGUGCAUAUUGGCGCGUGGCCGACAGCCGAUGCCAGUGGAAAGUAGGAAAGAAGCCGUCCAGGAGUCAUGUGACCAGCAUGGGACGCCAUCUCCCCGCGGCUCCCUAGAGGCUGAGAUCAAUUCACAUAAGCCCAAACAACUGAUCAGUCAGUUGAAUGACGAGGGAGAGGCCGACCAGCAUGCAGCUGGCCAACAAUUACGACGACCGCAAAGGGGUCAAAGUGGCACGAGCCCACCGGCGGUCAACCGUGGAGAGGUCAACGCUGAUCGGCGGCGGGUGUUCGUACCUCGAACACGGAUAUAAUGUCAGACAGGUAUCAAGGCUGAAGCAAUCAAGGCCAGCAGGAACAACCCACACACUACUCUGAUGAUAAAAACGAGAGGGUUUCCGAAGCGCCAGUUCAAAUCUAACUUGAUCCAUAAAUUCGUCCUCUCUUCUUCUUCGUCUUCUUCGGCGACGAAGAACGCGACACAAUAUCUGGACCUCGAAUCUUUACCUAUAUCGAUAUGAUUAUUUUUAUUGCCAGUUUUUACACUUGCAGUUAGGUGUAUUCUGCCACCGUCGCUCGCUGACCAUCCAUAUGAAACAUCUAAUAACCAUGGUUUUCUCCUAUUCCCAUUAGCAUUAAUUACUGAAGUCACAAUCGCUUAUCUCGAGUUAUUUUUAUGCGUUUGGAUGUAAUCAUUUUGACAAAAUAUGUCAUGGGGAAUUUUCCAUUUCACUUUAACAUUUCGGUUUGCUCUGGAGACAAACUGCGCACUUAAAGCAAUAAUUAACAUGUUUAUUAUCUUCGCCACUAGGUUCCCGCGCUCUAAUUGACAUCCUGAAUACGUUUUUUUCUUUUUGUAAAUCAAGUCGCAGUCCCCUUGCUUCCUAUGACCCUGACACAAGCAUCAACUGGGUAAACGUGUCCUGCUGAUAUGGGUUCUUUCAGUUAGAGCGCUCGAUGCAGUAAAUUACGGGGGCAAACCAAAACAGAAUUGUCCGCGUUUUUGGUGUCUAAAUGUUGUACAUUAAACAAUUUGCAGAAGCGAUUGUAGGUGUGGGGAACUGUCAAGUUUUAUUUACACCGACAAUGACAAUGGCAUAGGCGCCAUCAUCUGACAAAUGACAGUUGAAGUGCUUGCGCCUGAACUCAGUUCGACUGCAGCCAACCAGUGAAAAGAAGAAUAUUGAUCAGCCCCAGGGCGUCACGCGCAGCGCUUGUCAGGCAUACCAAGUGCAGUUAGGGCGAUAUAGAUAAAUGGAGGCGCUGACGACUUUCCGAGUGACCGGCUACAGGGGCGUUCGGAUGGCGUGCAGAGUUAUAGGCCUGCAGAGGUGAGUUGACAGUCAUCGUAUCGUAGUUCCUGUCCACUAUAGCAUGCGAGACAUAGGCGGCUGCUAUGCCUGGAUGUGUGCGGGUCAACAUAUGCGUAGGGGAGGUUUACGUAGGGUAGGGCUCCAAAUACGCUGUACAUUCAUUCCUCAUACAUCGAUAAAGUUACUUAACUGGUCGACGAUAUUGAUGAGAACCUUGACCGGCUGGCUGAUUCAGAUACGGGUCUCCAGUGUGUGUUAAUCUUCAAGUCUGGUUAUCCUUUCGAUACUUACCUUAUCCAUCUUACUACGACGAAUUGACACUGAGAAGCCAAUCGGUUGUGAGUUGGGGCGCAGUUACGGAUGAUUUCAGACAACUCAUCUACGCGCGUCCACCGCAUUAUCAGAGAAAACAACGCAGAGAAGUAGAGGGACGCCCAGGAUGUUCGGCUUUAUAAGAUAUAGUUUCUCCGCACACAUAGCAGAUAAAAUAAAUAACCUCUCAACCUCGUUGACAUUGAAAUCAUGAUGGGAUUCGUUGACUGAGUCGGAGAUAAAGGACUGUCGUUAUUCCUUCUCCAUGCCGGCGUCUGUUCAUCCAUCCGCGUCCGAAAUAAUUUUACAUUAUUUCAGCUGGUCUACCAGGUCGGUUGAAAGAAUUCGCUCGUUUAUGACUGUACUGGUGUUUUAAGAUUUCAUCAUCGGACUCUGACGAUUCCCUCCGUCUUAUGUAUAGCAUCAAUUCAAAGUGGCAUGCGGUCACUGAGAUUAUUGACGUAUGGAAAGGCUCGCCAAAGUCCGGGUUGACCUUUCAUCUCGUCUUCGAGUGCAAAUGUGGGCACAGGCCUACGUGUAGCCAAAUGUCCUUAACAGCAUCUGAAGGCACCUUAGUAAAUGAACAUUGUAUCGCGAGGCAAUUGUGUUCUCUCAACAUGCCGGAACAGUGCCAUUAUGCAACCUCGCUUGUAGUGGAUAAAGUGGUUGCAGUUGACGUUCGGUAUUUUGGCAAAACUUCUGGUUUAACCGAAAGUCAGCGUUUUAAUCUAUCGCGUUUCUCUUUCUCUCUUCAAAUCACUCCCGAAACAUGUUUUUUUGCAGAUUUCGGAAACCGCGAAGGGGACAAUUCUUGUCAUCCGUGUGCCGACGUUUUAAAAGAUGUUCUCUGUGGCUCUCUUCGAGAUUUGCUCCGCUGAUAGUAAACGACAUGACAGGAAAUGUCUGAUCUUCCACAAGAAACCACCAGCUCCCCAGGCACAGCCGGAGAAGCGGGUUCCGUAAAACAACCGCUCUCCAAACAACCACUUUUUUCGUAGAGGUCCUGUUGCAAAAGACGCCUUCUGUAUGUUUAUACCUGAAGAAGGAGUAACUCUCUGUCUUAGAGAGAUAAUUGUUUUGAGAUUUGUGCAACUGUGUAAUGUACACUCAUAGCAGAAUGCCAUAAGAUUCAUACGCCAUCUUCUCUAUAACCUACGGGAGUGUAUAAUUCUCCUUAAACAGGAACUGUACAGCGUGCCUUGUUGAAGUUACAAACGCAAAGGCAACCGUUGAUGGUGUUUAAAAUUAGUCGGAACCUUGAAGCCGUAAGAUAUGUUUUGGUAGUCCCACUUGAUGGACACAAUGCUGUUGAGGUUUGGGUAAAGGUUUAGGGGUCAUGGUUAGGGUAAAGGGUUAGGGCUUAGAAUUAGUGGUUGUAGUUAAUAGUGAGUGUUUGGGUUAGGGGUUAGCGCAACUAUUCCCCAACCAUUCAGAUUACAAAUACGCAUUCCCAGUAGCUUUUCUUUCGCACACCUCUACUUGAUCUCGCCGCCUGUGCGUUCCCCGGUCCCACCUGUAAAAACCUCAAUUACCCCCGGCCCUGCAUUAGAGGUGACUGGGGUUUGUUUGCUUCAGGCGAGGCUACCAAACCACAUCCGACCCCUCAAUGCUGACUGUAACCUUCCUAGCCUGACCCUUACUAUAGCCAUCAUAAGCCUGACCUAUCUAUCUUUUAGUCAAACCUCCCUUGGGUGUAACGCGAGGUCGCUUGUAAUAUGCGGAGAAUACAUGUAUCUGUGCGUCACUCGAAUUUCUUGUGUUGACGUUUUUACACAACCUCCUUGUUGAUGCCAAUCAAAAGAAAGUCCCAUUGAAAACUAUACUUAAAUACUGACUUACUCCGCCCAGAAUAUUAUCAUAAUGCAGGAUGUGAUGGAGAAUAUCAAAUCAGUCGUCAAAUCCAAGCACACUCCAGCCAUAAAAGUGGGUAAUACGGAAGGCGAAACUGAAAUACCGAUGAACAGAAUUCCAAAUCCACGCAAUCGAUCCCUCUUAUGCAUCAUUUUUGCCACUGACGGUUAAACCGCCCACUCUACCGGCGCAACAAUAACUCAGACUACAAGACUGCAUCCAAUCUGGAGUUGAUCAUGCAAACUAACCCGUCUUGUGGUGUUUGCGGGUGGAUGGAGGUUUUGGUGCGGCAAGUGGUCAGUCUGGGUGUACGGGUGCUACUCCUACAUACUGAUUGCCCCAUUAGCACGACUUUCAUCCCACCCGGCUGGACCACCCACUUGCUCAUACUGUGUCUUACCCAACAAAAACGCCCAGAAAUAAUGGGCUCCACCUCAGCAUUCACUCAAACACCCCCGCAUCUUGGUUGAAAGGAUACACCGACGAAAUGCUCUCGUCACAUGAAUGCGAAGGUCAACUUGGUGGGUGGCCAUCCAAGAUUACGAUGAGCAAAUAAUAGCAAAAAUAAGAUUUUAAAGUUAAAAUGUCCCACAUUACUGCAUUUCGUAUAGUUCGAGACAUUCCCUUCUUCUGAGAUGGUUUCGGAAGCAUUUACAUUAACUGAAAGAGAUUGUUGCCUGUUUACAUGAAUUCCGGAAAAGGCGCAAACUGAUCCAUUGGCUUCACGAAACAAACAAGCCUUGUGUGGGUAGAAGGGAUCAAGUACAGGCAACCACCUGCCAGACGGAGGUCAGACAGGCUAUGAUUACGGAGGGUAGAUGACAGACUCUGGGGGCUGUGCAUGGGUUUACGCAUGUUUGUGUCUUCGAUCCCAGCUGGUGGUCAGGAUUAUGGUCGAGUGAAUGAAGAAAAACAAGUUGGUAACAACUGUAUACCAAUCUACUCAUCAGACUUUGUCGUCUCCUCUCUCAAAUAUAUAUUUAUAUAUAUUAAAUCAGGAUUGUAAUUUUAAUCACCGUGCACACACUGCCAAGAUAUGCCCACUGACAUCCGACCUAUCUCCUUACUGACCGCCUAAGCAGACUGCAUUCCGUAACGCCUGACUACUUAAUUAGCACCGUCUCCCCUAUUGAUUUUCGAUGCUCUUAUGUAUUCAGAUUGAUUUUACAGAAGGUAUGCUUAAAAGUAAUCUUUCCUUUUACAUUCAUUAAGUUCUGGGAUUGAUAAAAUCUUUCCAGUAUGAGAUUUUUUUGAAAGUGAAAUAACCAAUCGUACGACAUCGCAUCAACGCAUUAAUAAUGGUGAUUAUAAGUUAGACUACGCUGUUCACAUCUAUUACACAAUUUUGAGAGCCCAAUAUGUGCUCUUCAUGUCAGCAUAUAGAAUUGCAUGAUUCGCCUUGCACAAAAGUAUGCGGCUGAUAGUUGGAAAACAAUGAAUACAAGCGUUGCAGAGGUCAGGUUCAAAAUCUGUGGAACAUUGAAAAAUUUGUUAGUACUGGAAGAUGCUAUUUUUUAAGAAUGAAGUUUAAAUAAGACACGAUUUUCUACCGAAUGAAUAAAGGAGAAAAACUACUGGGCAUGUUUAUUUUAAAAUAUAUUUAAAUUGGUAAGAGUAUGAAUCAUCGAUGAUAAAAAAUCAUGCAAUAUAUGUGGUCAUUCUUAGUGGAAUAAAGCUUAUGCAAGCGGCUGAUGAGAACUUCAUUCGAAAGCCGGCAUGACCGGCUUAUAUUGUGCGACAUAGCACUCUGCGACAUAGCGAUUCUUCUGCAGCCCAAUUAAAGCAAUCUUUGGGGACUAAAAGCACAUUUCGGAAUUGCUGUCGACAUUUUAUGAGAGUUCGUAUUCACUGUAACUGUUCAAUUUUGCUCAGUCUCCUAUUCUCUGCUUUACUGAAUGAUGCAUAUUUUAAAUAAUAAAUGGAAUUAGAAUGGUCUAUCGGACAAAGGUGAGAUUAUUAACAUGCACCAUUUGUAUGCAGUUGUAAAGUGACCUAUUACCAGUCUGAGAGACUUUUACCUCGCUGUCUGUGGACUGUGCACUACAGCUAAUGCAACUUGCAUUGCAAUCUGUACCUCUUUGAAUCCGAAUGCAACAAUAUGACAGUAGUCAUUGCUUAAAGAGGAAACGACGGUUGCGCAGAAGUUGACGUGGCUAGGGUUGAGUUUCGCACACGAAAACUAUUGCCCCUGGAAUUCGGCACGGGUCCACAUGGAGUUACAAGUUCGCGAACUCAUGUACGGCCGACAUCCGUUUUAACCGACACGCUUCAGACAGCGUCCCGGCAGGAUUUAUUUCCGGAUCACACAGAUACUAAACACAUAAUUUUAGUCAAUGAGUGGGCUGGCUAAAAUUCGUUCCCGAAAGAAAGUCUAGAUGGAUUAAUUCGUGUUUUCGUUCUUAAGUGUGGCAUAUUGCUAAUGCCAUCGAAUCUUACGUGAGCGUCGCCAUGACUACAGAUGAUCACGUAUUCAUGGUACCAUUACCGAAAAUGCUACAAUGGGUACAUACCGAGCGCUGAAAGCAACUAAACGUCUUCCUGACGUUGCGCUCUGCACUUACGCCAUUGGGAAGAGCGACGUCUAACAGAUGAGGUGGCAGUGGGGAGACUGAAAAUGACAGUGGUUUACAGUUUUCUACAUAUCUCGAGUAACGUCAGCGGUAAGAUGUGGUUUACUAGCCCCGCCUGUUGGCUUUGGGGUUAGGCGUUAGGGUUAGGAGUUAGGGUCAGGGGCUAUGGUUAGGGGUUAUGGUUGAGGGCUAGGGUUUAAGAUUAAGAUUAGGGGUUAGUGUUAAGGGUUAGGGUUUGGGGUUAGCGCAACUAUUUCCCACGCGUCCAAAUUACAACCGGGGUUUUUUAAUAGCUUUUCUAAUGCAGACAACUAUUUGACGUCGCCGCCUUUGCGUUCCUUGGCCACACCUAUAAAAAACCCUAUCGCCACCGGUCCCGUAUUAGAGGUGACUGGGGUUUGUUUACUUCAGGUGGGGCUACCAAACCACAUCCGACCCCCCAAUACUUACUGUAACCCUCCUAACCUGACCCUUACUAUAGCCAUCUUACUCCUGACCUACAUAUCUUUUAGCCAAACCUCCUUUGAAUGUAAUGCGAAGUCGCUUGUAAUAUGCGGAGGGUACAUGUGCGUCACUUGAAUUUCCUGAGUUGGCGUUUUUGCAGAAGCUCCUUGUCGACGUUAAUCGAAAGAAAUUCUCAUUAAAAAACGAACUUUAAUAUUGCGAUUCAGUCACAAAUCCUGAAUGACUCCGUCGAGGAUAUUAUCAUAAUACAGGUUUUGAUGGGCAAUAUCAUAUCAAUCGUCAAAUCCAAGCACACUCCCGCCAUAAAAUUGGGUAAUACGGAAGGCGAAUCUGAAAUACCGAUGAACGGAACUCAUCCACGCAAUCGGCCCCUCUCCUGUAUCAUUUUUGUCACUGACGGUUAAACUGUCAAGUUCCACGGCGCACCACAAUCCCGGGCAACAAGACUACAUCCAACUAGGAGUGAUUCAUGCAAACCAGCCCGUCUUGUGGUGUUUGCGUUUGGAUGGAGGUUUUGGUGCAGCAAGUAAUCAGUCUAUGUGUACGGGUGCUACUCCUACCUACCGAUUCCCCCAUUAGCCUGACUUUCAUCCCACCCGACUGGACCACCCACUUGAUAGUACUGUGUUUUGCCUAAAAAGAACGCCCACAAAUGCUGGGUUCCACAUCCACAUUCACUCAAACAUCCCCGCAUCUUCAUUGAAACGAUACAACGAAAAACCGCUCGGGUUUGAAGGUCAACUUGGUGGGCGGCCUUUCUCGAUUACGAAGAGCAAAUAAUAGCAAAAGUAGGCUUUAUAAUUUAAAAGACUUGACGGUUUGCCAAAGCCGAGUGAGAACAUUACUCACAGUUAGCAAUACUUUAGGCCCAAACUAAAUGAAGUCUCCGCAGUGUUUUACCCUCGGAUAAGCGUUAAAGUCCAGAGAAGGGGUACCUAUUAACCUCUCCUAAUACUAAACGUGAUACGGACGCUAAACUGCAUUUUGACCAUAACUUCUACCUAAACUAUACAAUUUUGCGCAAGCCGCCCCCCGUAGUACAGGGGAACCUUUUUCAAUGGCAUUGCGUUAUAUAAAAUACAUCGUUCAUGACAGUCGGCAAAGAUGGUUACUAACUCCGCACUGUUAGGUCCUUUAUGCGAGUAGUUAUCUCGCGACCUCUUCAGUAUUGGGGGCUGGGAAGGGCCAUUCAUCGAAAAAAGGCAUGCGGUUGGUCUACCCACGCAAGAAAUUUUCCAGACGAUCUCUUUCUCUUUCUCUCUUACAAACCCACACAAACACACAGCAACAAAACACUAGAGCAAUUUCGCUGUCUAAUUUAGCAGAAACAUGCCCUCGCCUAUCAUAAGUAUAAUCCCAUUGCCCACACUUUGUCGUCUGCUUUGAUCUCCAAAACCGGCAGAUGAAUUGGUCGGAGACGGAACUGGCGAGCGAAAAGAAAAUCAUUCACUCCUUGGCAAACAUCCUAUCUCAUGAUCUAAAAAAGUCGUAAGCAAGCCAUGUGCUGUUACUAAAAGUCCACGAUGGAAGUACUGAGAAAUCCGGCCGGGAUGUUCCUGAUAAAAUCUUAACCGGUAUUUGAGACGUUUUUUCAUCUUUGAGAUAAAGUUGUAAAAUCCACUAUUUUGAGAAUUUUCGGUCACAUUAGAUUGCCGGAUUCUAUAUGUGCGUAUUUCCGGGCGCCUUCGAAAACAACGUACCUAGUAUCAUUUUUUGCACUAAUUUAAAUUGUUUGUUCUUGAGAACACGUACGAUAAUAUCAUUUCCUUUACUAAUAUGGGGCGAUGUACAGGUUUUUUUAGAAUCUUAUGCUUAAAAAGAAAGGCAGGUUUUGGAUUCGGGCAUUUAUAAGUUAAAAUGCACUAAAACUCCCCUUAAGAAUACGGUUGGUCUUGUGCUUGCUGCUUGCAAGACUAGCAAGCUCCGUAUACCAGCCCGAAGCUAAUUAUAGUUAUACCACAAAUCAUGAUCCGAGCGAUGGGCUUAACCUUAACUUCAGCCCUUACCUUACCCCCAACCUUAUCCCAACCCUUGUCUUAAUCUCAACUCUAACCUCACAAGGAUUUGGCGCGAUGCUGCGCGCAUUGCGCCGGGUUCCUGUUUCCGUGUCCCACUGCUACAGUCAUGAUAUUUUAAAGUCGCUCAUACUACCUUUCAAGCCGAACCAUUUCCGUCCCUCUAAUAAUCCCCCUUCUGAGGCGUACAACGCAGUCUAUUUUCAUUGCCGAGUUUUAUUAACCCUCUGUGAUGUCUUAUUGGUAGGAAAGGGAAAUUUGGGAUCUUCCUUGCACGGUUAAAAUACAGCCAGCAAUAUAGAAACCCCAAGUGUCGGGUUUAAAUUUUUUCGAAAAAUUGGAAACAUUUUAAAUUCUAUAUCGCUGCAUUUUUAAAUGCACAAUAUGAAAUGCACGUGACAUGUUGCACGAAGCUCACAAGAUUACAAGUUUUUAAUGUUUUUAUGAAAUGUAUUUGAAUUGCAAAGGACAUUUAAAAUCAAUGGGAAAAUCUUACUACACAUUCAAACACUUUCCACCAAAUGUGAUCUUUGCCAAUGGCUGAAAAGAAGCAUAUUUAAAAGCUGGUUUCUUGGUGUGACUGAAAUAAACGGGACCUUUAUGAUGAUUCCCUAAUAGCAUAGCAAAAUGACUUAUUUUCUUUACACGAGAAGUAUACAGCAUAUAGUUUGGGGAUUUGAAAUGCGAGUAAAAAUGCACAUCGGAUCUAAAAUCUCUCGCAAAUUAGAUAAUAUCUAGGACGCAAAAAUUGCCUUUUCUCCAGGUGUAUAACUUGCAGAGGUUGCAAUGUGCAUUCAAAUGAGUACAAGAGAAAGAAGUUAUACAUGCUUUCUGUGUUAUGUAUUUGGGCUUUUAAGAGCAUCGAUGGUCAAUGAGAAGAAUUCAUAUUACCCAAGUAAACAUUUUACCGCCUAUGCGUUUGCAGGCGGAGACAAGAAACCCAAUUCAAAGCCGACGUCCAGGUCUGACCGCAAUAGCCUGGGAUUAUGUUGCACGACCAUCAGUAUUGCUGUCCUAGCUUUUCCUUUCUAAUUGAAAAUCCUUUUCAUCAAAUGCGUUUUCUACUAUGCUAAUCUGACAGGCAGGGUAAUAGGAUAUUUCGCACGACUGCUUACCUGAAACCUUCCGUAAGCGCAGAAUAGACUAUUUAAUUGGUCGAUAACAUUUAAACUUUCAUGGUUUUAAAGCUUAUCAAUAAAACUCGUAAAUACAGAUCGUGUCCUCAUGAUAAGCUGUUAUUUUCCAUGCAAUACGGAGAGUACAUAUCGGUAUUCGGGAUGACUAACCCCUUGCCAGAAAUUUGGAAAACGGAGCGAGGCUGCAUCUUGACCCGCAAAAGGUAAGUACAUUAACUUAUUACUUAGUCGCAGGAUCGCACUAUACUGGUCGGGCGGUGUUUCGGACGACUGGAACAGCGCGGUGCGAAGACCUUUGAGCGAAUUAAAAAGUACUCUUAAGUCCUACGCGUGAUCAGGCCGGUUAAAGCACCGUCGAAAGUUUACUCAAUAGGCGUUCAUCCACGGACGGAAAUGUGUGGUCUCAUUAAACGCAGUGGUGCGGCACAGUGGCUACACUGCAUGACCGAGUAAAUGGCUCGAUGCAGGAGGUUAUAACCGGAAGGCCUGGGCAUCAAAUCACCGGUUAGAAUUUAUGCGGUGGUGUAAUGAGUGUUUACCCGUGCCCUGCCGAGCUACGUACAAACGUAUUUUGAGUGAACGAGUGCAUGUCGCAAUGAAAUGCCCUCUCCCAUCUCUUCAUAAAAUACUCAAUGAUUUACUCCUUCAGUAUAAAAUGCCACUGUCACCAAUUUAAAUUCCUCCGGAACAAAUAAAUACGUGCACUUGACCACCAUUCAGCCAUGAAAAGCCACAAAAUAAAUGCUAAUGGCGAUUCGCACGUGCAGCGCAGCUGAUUAGCCCAUCAGGUUAUGAGGGGAGGGCUUACGGGCACACGGACCUAGUAGCGACAACGGUGGCCGGACAGAGGGCAGAGGUCACAUGAACUCGCCAGCGGUCGGCCACCGAGAGACCAAAGUCAAUCGCCCCCUAAAGGGUAGGUCUGAAUUCAUGCGUCGGGAGACAGGCGGCGAGGCAGAGCAACAAUUCUGUGCUUGCAGGAAUUAACACCCCUCAACACUGAUGAUGGAAAUAAGGAAAUUUCCGAAACGUCAACACAAAUACAGUGUGGUUCAGGGAAUCGCUUAUUUUUCUUCUUUGCCUUCUUUUGGGGAUGACGGAUGGGAAAAGUUGUUUGGACCUCGAAUUUUCACUUUUAUUGACAUACAUUUACGCGUAUCUAUUUUACGAGCGCCAAGGUCAAAACACCGUCUCUCUGGCACACUGACCGUAGAGAUAUUCUCACUUUACUAUGUUUUGAUUUUACAGUAGGUCGGCUUACUCAUGGAAUGUAAACCUAAUUUUUUAAUGCGUUUUCAUUCCGAAAAGACAAAUUAGGAAGGGUUCUGAAACUGGUCAGCCUGCAACAUAAUUCUAUAAUAUUUCAGUUACCUCAAAAUGAUGCCUUUUGAAUGAAUUUCCUCCCGGCUGCAUUGAAAAUCUUAACCCUGUAAAAAACAACUACUUAUUAGCAUGAAUUGUUCUCAUUGACUUUCGAUGCCCCUAAAUGUCCAAUUACAUUUCAUGGAAAACAUGCAGUACGAUAUUCAUUGUUUUGCUCAUUCAGUAGUUAAUUACGUCCCCUCCUUAUUUUAUACUCUUAUAGGGAACUUAUCCUGUUUUAAAGAAGUUUCUUAUUGUGGGACUUUUAUAUACCAUGAAAUGGCCGUUCAUAAAAUGUCAUGCCUCUGCAUUUACCAAUUUGGCUUGGAAAGUUAACAAUAUGUAUCAAAUCCAAUUCUUAAUUUUAUGAAACCUAUGUCGUCCCCCUCUAUUACCAUAGAGACAUGUGUGGUUUUUCGUACGCGAAAUAAAACGGCUUGUAGUUAGAAACCCUAAAUGCAAGUGUGACGGCAGGGCGGGUUUAACAUUUUUCGAGAACUAGAGACGUUUUUUAAAACAGAAUUAUACCCUUCCUUCAAGCAAUAGGUUGUGAGAAGACGUCAUGUUUUACCGGAUCAGCAACAGAAUGAAUAUUUUUAUGCAUGUUUUCCAUGAAAUAUAACUGGACAUUUAGGGGCAUCAAAACUCAAUGAGAAAAAUGCAUGCUACUAAAGUAUUUAUUUUAGACAGAAUGAAUUUUUUGCAUGCAUCCGAAAAGAAGUUUGUUUGAAGCCGGCAUCAUGCGGUAACUGAAAUAUUAUAGAAUUAUGUUGCAGGCCGACCAGUUUUACAAAUCUUCUUGAUUAAUCGUUUCGAUACGAAGACGCAUUUAGGAAUUCCGGCCGACAUUUCAUAAGUUGGCUCACUUACUUUAUGCUCAGUUGGAAUCAAGUAAGGUUCGACCUUUUGAUUAUUAAAAUACCCUGCACUGAAAAUGUUUGGUUUUUACCUAAAAAGACCCUUUGCUAAUUCUCACACAGACGCUAGAUAUCUAGACCGAACAGUAGGAGACUCACAGACAUCUGCUGAUGUGUUCGACCUCGCUGCACAUUUUGCUUUUGUCCGUUGCGUGUCUGUUUCGCAAUUAAACAACAGCUAAGUUUCACCCUGGUUAUUUUCUCGGUGUAAGUGAACUCCCUAGUUGUUGGUCAAUGCCAGCUCAGUGAACGUCUGGAGGUCAUAUGAAGUUCACUAAAUUUAGCAAUGGAUUUGAGCCAUAUUGUAAACUUUACAAACAACAAUAGGAAAUGCGACGACACGAUGUUUCAUAAAUGGACAUUUGACGGUGUUACAAAAUCACAUAGUGGGACACUUUUCUUUAAUCAAAUUUUACAAUUCCGUCAAGUAUAAAAUUUGAAAAGACGUAAAUAUGUACCAAAUGAGCAAAAUAAGGAGUAUUUUACGGAUUUUUUCCGCGAAAUAUAUUCAAAUUUAUUAGGGCAGCAUAAAUCAAUGGGAAAAAGGCAUACUGUUUAGAAAGUCAUUUUGUUUAUAAAGUGUAGUUUUUGCAGGCGGCCCGACAGAAAUUCGUUCAAAGGCCGACCUACUGAAGUAACUGGAUUCUCAUAUAAUUAUGUCGCACGGUCGAAGAUGCAUUCCCCGAUUUCGGUUAAUAUUUGAUAAGUAAGAACACUUAUUGAACUUUGCAGACCAGAGGGUGUGGUGGUGUUGGUGUUGGUGGAGCUGGCGGUGGUGGUGGUGGUGGUGGUUGUGGUGGUGGUGGUGGUGGUGGUGGUGGUGGUGGUGGUGGUGGUGGUGGUGGUGGUGGUGGUGGUGCGAGUAAUGCCCUCUACCGCCUCCGGUUAUGACAGCGGGUCGAGGUACAGAAGGGAGAGAAAGUACACUGCCAGCUUAAAAUAGUACAGGCGCAAGUCACCAUCCCUGCUCUCCGCCUUGCGGUGGAACACACGGUGGACAUCGUCAGCGACGACGGCCAAAUUGUCGUGACAUAGUUGUCAGUUCGCUCGCCUUAGGAGGUUUAACUUUUGAAUAUCCGUGCCAUUUUUGCAUACCUUCAGCCAUGGACAGCGACCAAUCAAGCUCAAUAUGGUUUUCCUGCAGAAAGGUGAAUAAGUAAGGUGUCACACGCAGAAAUCUUCUUGAGUGUCUGACCUCGAAGCACAUUUGGUUUGAGGUCAGUUGUUAGGGACAGUCCAUUCGCUCUACGGCGCAGACUAUUAAAGUUCAGUCUGCGAAGCAGGCAGCGGUUCGGUCACACUCUGUCUGGUAUGUUUAGAGUAACUAAAAAUCGAAGCAGAUUGGCUUAACCCCAAUAAUAUUACAUUUUUUUGCUCAGGUUAUCUGUAUUUAGGCAUACGCAGCUCACGGAGGUGCUUGAUCAAAUAAUUGUUUUGAGAAUACUUAAACCUGUGAAGUCACUUUGUGUGGAUGAUGUUACUCACGUCAAAACCUGAUUUAAAAGGCCGCCUUCAGAAAUGAACUCAAACAAUCGACCGUAUAUGAUGCUUAUAUGUACGAUAAAAUGUUUAAGUGGCGUAAAUGUCGCUAAGCAAAUUCAACAGACUCAUUAAAUGGGAUAAGUAAUAUGCACGCUCCACUCCGAAUAUCUGUCAGCAUCAAUGUGGCGAUGAUUGAUUUUAGGCAAAACAAAACACAUUUUGAUGGAUCCUAGCCAAUACAAACGGUGGAAUGUCGCAGACGUUAUUUUCCACGACACUGGCUGCGCUUUGAAACAUGGAGCAAAAGGGUCAUUUCAAUGUCUGUACUUGGUGGGGUCGCGUACAUCACGAAUGCGAUUAAUAAUAAUAAUUUUUUUAUUAAAGACCCGUCGGCGUGCCAUCAAAGCAAUUUAAAAAAAUGUACAUGCAAAUUUUAGAUAAGGUCAACAGAAUUUGCAAAAAAUGCAAUCUAUAGUUACUGAAUUAAUAGUCCCUUGAGAAAAAUCACUGGCGAGAAGUGAAAAAAACUCCAUCAAAAAAAUUAAAAAAUGGUUCGAUUAAUUUUACAGGAGAAAAAAGCCCCUCGAUAAAGAAAUGUAACAACAAAAUUCGAGCAUGACUGGCCUUUAUGUGGUGGUUUAUAACGGAUUAUAAUCGAACAUGGUCAGGGCAGAACUAAAUGUCAGCCUUGAUUAUAAUCAGACAUCGUCAGGACAGAAAUAAAUAUCAGCCUCGAGAGGUACGUAUACGGGUCGGACAGGACUGGCCUGCAUGUGGUAUUGUAUACGGGAUUCAGAACUGACAUCGUCAUGGCGGACUUGAUACGCCGGAUGAGACUAUUCGCGUCCAAGAGGCCAGACGCGAGGAACCCAAACGCGAUCGGCCACCGUACGUUUCGAGCCCAGCCCAGGAGUGGGGAAGGGAGGUUCGACCAAACUACUAGUAGGCGGCGAAUACUGAGGGUUCCGCCGUGAUCGGCGACAGACCGCAUGAGGUCGGAAUGCGGGAGAUGACAACAAGAAGCGCGAAAAUCGUCGCUAUGGGGAGGAGUGAUAGCAGUGGAUUUAGCAACCAAUCCAAAACAUAGGUUUCUAAUUGAUGGUUACCACUUGAUCUACCACUAAAUUCCAGGAGGACCCUUCACAAAGUCAAGAACCUGAAUGCUCGGGAAUGAAACCGUCAACAGUGUCUUUAUGCUUUCCAGUGUAAGGUGCUGGUGUAAUUUUGACUUGAAUACCAGUUACUUAGACGAUGACCUCAUUUCUGGCGAAAGAUUAUUCCAAAGGAAGGCAUAUUUGGAAGCAAAAAGAGGGAGUGCAUAGAUGCAGUGCAAAGAGGCCGCGGAAUCACCAUAGAGGAGUUGCGCGUGGCAUAAGACCGAUCUCUCGGAGUAAGAGUGUCGAUGAGCGGAUAAUUGGUGUUAGAGUUGAUGCGAAAAAGGAGGCAAAGACCAGCUUCGAGUACUCUAACCCACAAAAACUUAAUCUUCGCCAACUGACAUCUUUGAGUAUAAGAAGUACCGGGUGCAACUUGAGAGAAUAGUGUUCGGAUGAAAACCCUGUAAACAUUUUCGCUCUGAUAGCAGUCAAAGGCGUUCAGUUAACCAAAUAAAGGACAGCAGUAUUCGAAGAUAGGAAGAAAAAACAUCAGAUAAAUUCUUAGCUUCAUUUCCGGAAGGAAAAAAUUAUGCGAUAUAAAUUCACUUAUCUGCGCGGCUUUGGCAGAGAUUCUAUCUGCAUGAGGUGAUAAAGCAAGCUUAUUUGUAUAACUUAGACCUAGGUCCUUUAUGGUGAGGCAUUCUGAGAGUGGGUUAUUCUGAAAAAUUAUGGGACCAGCAAGUUUGGUAGGUUCAAAAGACAUUAAACUAUACUUGGAUGAUGAAAACUCCAUCUGUCAUGGUGAACCCAAUCUGCUUAAGCGUAGUAAGUCGACAUCAAUUUUUUUCAACAUAAACAUUUGCGGUGUCCUUAGAAUAUGAGUAAACACACUUGUGGUCAGCAGCAUAAUUAAAAGUUUGUGAAUUUCGGAGUUUAGUCAAAAUAUCAUUGAUAUUAGGAAGAAAGAGAAGCGAACCGAGAACCGUACCUUUAAGUACGUCACUCGUAAACUAGUGAGCUUUUGAGUAGCUAUUACCGACCGUAACUUUCUAAUAUCGGUUGGACAUAUGGGACCUGAUGAAGUCAAGUAGAGGCGGCCGGAUGCCGAGAGCUUCCAAUUUUACUAGAAGAGUCUAUGGGGCACCUUGUCAAAGGCUUUGCUAUGAUCAAAGUAGAUAAUUACUACCAACUGCCAUUGUCUUUAGAAGAAAGGCUAGAUAAUGGAAAAUUCUCUCUUGUAGCCUGUUUUUAUCUCAUUGUCUGCACCCCAGGACGAGGGGAAAUAAUCCACCGUCAGUCUUCAGAUAGUGUUUUACCGCAAAAGAGAUCAAUUUUUCGAUAAGCCUAGUCCUUCUGUCUCCUAGCGAGUUCUCAAUUCGACUGGUGUUAAGAAACAGUCGAGUGUUUUUUUUGGCUAAUAGUAAGCUGUUUGUAAUUUACUAGAAAAUAAGCUACUGUUAGCGCCAUGAAAUAAUGCGUUUCUUUCGUCGCUGAACGUUUGAGUCUUUGAUGGUCUAUCAUUUAGUACGAUCCAUAGCAUGAUCCUGAAGUUAGGAGUAAUGUUUGGUGGUACAUUGCGGGACCGUAUAACGCCCAAUGGACAAAGAACUCGUUGAUAAGAAGUAUAAAGAUCGCUGGAACAAGGGCUUUAUUCUCUUGGCGUUUCGGAUUCUCACCUAAGUUCAUCAUCAAAGACAGCGACAAAAACGGGUGAUUCGUGCACAGGAUGUUGCAGUAUUUAUAGGAUGCAGUCGCCAUGCUAUCGCAUACCUUUGAUAUUUAGACGCUCGCCUCUUAAUCAAUAAUCGUUGUCCGCUAGUGCGCUAACUGCUUGAUAGCCGGCAUGCAAGUUGUUGACUGCUGAAAUCUCAUAACCCGUUUUGAAUGCUGACGUGAUGAUUGAUCGGCCAUUUGGCUCACCGGCCUGCACGCUCCCUGAGGAGUUAACUGCUUUGGCCAGACUAUGCCUCAGCACGGAACAUGGCGUAGGAAUGUCGUUGUACCUGCUGAUAGACUGAGGUUCCAUGAUGCAUGGCUUAAGGAACUCGCGGCUCACGCGAUUAUCACCUUUUACGAGAAUUACGGCCUCAUCGAACUUAAAUUUGUGACCGGGUCUCGUCGAGUGGGCUGGGACCUUAGACUUAACGUCAUUUCUCCGCACCACAACCGCGUAUUCAAUAAUUCGCGUCCAGAGCAGUCUUCCAGUUUCUCCAACGUAGUUGCUUUGCCCGCAACUGCACUAGAUCUAAUUAACGACUCCAGAUGUUUCCUGCCGUGGCAGUGAUCGGUUUCAGUGAAAAUCGGAAACGUCAGGCGAAUAAGGCGCUUGUUUCAGCGAUGGAUCCCACUUCUUAUCGACUAGUUCCUGAAACACGAAUCUUCGCUUGUAUCGGCAAAUAGCUUGCGUUUGAUGCGCAUAUUAUCCAAUCCUGCUUUUAUUUAUGGCUAACUCACAACGACUAAUAGGCCGAAAUAUCAGUCCCUGAUUUUGUUGGUACUUUCCUGCUUUGUGUGUAACUGAGCGUUUGCGACUGCCUUUAAGGACGCUAGAUUGGUAUUCGAGGCGCAAGGGAAUCAGCAGUUACAAUUGUUCGAUUGAUGAAUAUACUCGUCCGCAUGUGGUAAAACAGUCUUUUUUAGCCGAGACCACCCGGAACCGCCCAAUUUCAAAAUGACUACAUAUACACACAGUCCUCCUCGUAUAUUGCAUACUCGUCAUAUGUCAGUCAGUCUGCAUUUAAGCCUUAUUUGGGCCUCAAGGAAUGUAAGAGUCUGCUACGCCAGGAUCAGCAAACCAUGGCACUUGCAUCUUGGUAUGUGCUGGCAUCAUUCGGGCAACUGGUUCCUUGCCGGUAGAUGCGGUUGCGCUCCCGCUGAGUAUACAGUUCGUGAGCAUGGAUGUCGAGUCAUCGUUUUGUUGCAGCUGUCCUGGUAAAAUGUCUGUUUUGUGCCAGAUGGUGGGCUGGUACACCGAGGUACGCGUUUUCGUCAUCCAACAUCUACGUCCUCUGCCGCUCCGGUCAUUUUGACUCAUUUUAACACCGGAUCCAGGUAGGAAACAAGUAGAUAGCGCGGUACAUGCGACGUAAACCUACUAUCAUUAUAGAGGAAAACAAGCGUCAGUCACUGAACCUGCGCUUACCCUAUUGUAGCGCAACCGGUGAACACUGUAGGCGACGAAAGCGCAACAGUCGUAUAUAUAAAUUUCACCGAGCUUAUCCCUUAUAUUUCUAAUCGGUUUUUACUGUAAUAUAAGUUAAAAUAUAGAUGAAAUGGAGCCGUCAAAGACAAGAGAGACCGGAAUGGCCAUUUCUGGCUUAUUAGCCGUCAUCAGCCAGUCAUACCCAACCCCAAGUGUGGAUCACUUGAGAUUCGAACCCGGGAUCUUUGGUCAGGGAGGUUGACAUUCUACCAUUGAGCCACGGGCCCGUUGUCCUGUCGGUUGUGAUCGGGAAUAUCAAUUAUGACAGUGGGCGUUCACCGAUCAGGUAGGUAACGAAACAUGCUCGUUCCGGUGUGCCUUUGGGACUCAUACUAGAACCCUCGCAUGCAGUCGCACAGCGACUAGUGGUAGACAUAGAUGAGAUGGAGCCGACAAAGACAAGGGAGACCGGAACGGCCAUUUCUGGCUUAUUAGCCGUCAUCAGCCAGUCAUACCCAAUCCCAAGUGUGGAUCACUUGAGAUUCUAGUAUGAGCCCCAAAGGCACAACGGAACGAGCAUGUUCUGUAAACUAUCUGAUCUGUAAGCGCCCACUGUCAUAAGGUAAUAUAUUUAAUCAUCUCAGUAUUCAGUAUAGAAUAAGCUCCACCACCGAUGCAAGCCAAAAUCGUUGGGAAUUUCGAAGCCCGUUCUUAAUUACAAACAGCGCUGCCUCCACUUUUGGAGGGUAAGGGAAAGGGAGCCAUUUCCCGUUGCUUCGUGUGCAUCAGCUACGUUUAAAUGAGACUAUAUUAUACGUGUCCAUAAACAGCAGGACCAUUGAAUCCACUUGGAUGCUGAAUAAUCUUGCAGGAGUGAUCGGUUGAGCAAACGCGUUCUGUGUCGUCGUGGCGAUCGACUACAAUUACGAUAGUAUGGUUAAUGACAUUUCUCUCCAACCCAACAUUGACUUCUUUUCCGCCGAUGGCUUAUCGCUUGGAAUGUGUCAGUAGGCGAUAAAACCCUUCAUGCAGUUUUUGCGAACAGAAAAUUUUAAGAUCAAGUAUUGAGAAAUUUUCUGUCUUUUGGCCGAUCGAACGAUUUGCUUGUCCGAUGCACUCCCUGAUAUGUAGACAAAAAAGAAUGAAAAGACUAUAAAAUUGACGUAAUUAAAAUUUCAACAAAUUAGAUGAAACACUAGUUGCGAACUAUUGUCAAUUUUUUCCAACAUUACCAGCUGGGACGUGACAUCAAUAACGAAUUCCUCGCAUUUAUUUGAGAAGGUUUCUUCCUCGACUAAUUCCUUGCUUUGGCAACUUAGACGCAAAUAUUGGCACUAAAUAUCAUGCGCAUAUUUGGGGUCCCGUUGAUGUGCUAUCGUAAAACGCACGUUUGCUUCGGCGGUCAGGGUCUGUACAAUUUGCUAUACUGACUAUAAUUAAAAUCGCUUGGAUAGUUUUCCUGAAAUAAGCCGACUCAGUGUUGGGAGCAAGGAAAAUGUUGUUGUUACCAUCGGCAGUUCGCUGACUGCAUAUUAAAGUGCAAUUCGCAUGCGUGAAUGGUCGGACUUUUGGCGCUUGCCGGCUGUUUACUGACAGCCCAUUCAAAGUCCACUAAAACAGACAGGAAACAAACAAAUCCGAUUUGUUUUUGAUCUAGUUUCGGUGUCUGCAUUAUAUGCGCGAAAGUGAUCACACAUCUAGCGCAGUGUGACAUAUACUCAAAUUAUUUCAAAUCUCUGCAGUACGCAAGUGAGAAUAAGUCGCCCCACCAAACGCCCAGGCAGCAUUUCCGCGACCCAUUCUUUUUUAACUGGACUUAACUAAUAAAAAAAUUACUGCUGAGAGAGAAUGAGGAAAUAUGCUUGCCGAAGUGAUUUGAAAGAAAAACAGGGAAAUGUCUUCUCGGAGGGAACGCACUGUGCAUGUGAAAUGUCGCGCGUUAACGGUAAAUGGGGAACGUGAACUGCGAUUUAAGCUCUUCUGGUAAAAAAGGUAGCAAGUAAGCGAAGGCAGGUUUGCAAGAUUUCAGUUACUUAACGUCUUAAAAUAAAACGCGUUAAAUGUAAUCCUUUUCCAAAUACAUCAGCAUAAUGUGAGAAGGAUUAAUGUAUGCAGGAACUAUCCGGUUCAAUGCCUUGUCUUCGUUUUAUCUGACAACAAAAAGACUGCGAAUUUCAUGUUUGGACUGUUAGAUAUGAAGAAUGAAAUAAAGACAUGGUUGGCUACGAGAGUUUAAUAAUUAUAUCUAGAUUCUAAUUCUGUGUAUGAAAUAUGGGCAUUUCAUUGACUGUACAAAUCUUAUAUUUAAAUGUUUAAUUGCAACCACCCCUGCCUCCACUUUGGGAGGAUACCAACUAUAUGUAAAUAAGUUUGAAUUUCAGGUGUCCCGAAACCACUAGUUCAUAGCAUCCGCAGGGACGAGGAAGAAUCAUGCAAGGGUAAUGGGUGAUACAAAGGCAUUUAGCGUGGUCGUUGCAGUUGAAUGCAAUGCCAUUAUUAUGGCUUUAUGAAAUUCUUUCCAACCCAUAAUUGUCUUCUUUUGUAGCGAUGUCUUAAUGCCAGGUAUGUGUCAGUAGGCGCUUAAACCUUUCCCACAGGUUUCCUGAACGAAAAACCUCAAAAUUAACUUUAGAGGAAUUCCUGUCUUUUGGCUGAUCGAAAAAUUUGCUUGUUUGAUGCAGUUCCUGAUUGGAAAAACAACCCGUGUAUGCUGAGGUGCAACAUAUAAGGGGCAGUAUGAUUUACCCAUGGCAUUAUUUGAAUUUUACCAAAUUGCAUGAAAUAUCUGCAUAUGAAUUAUUGUCACUUUUACGCAGUUUUUCCAGAUCAGACUUGACAGCAAUAAAAAGUCCUUGCAUUAUGAUCAGGACGGUUCUUCUGCUUGCCCUAUCUUCUAGUAUGUUAGAAACAAAAGCAUGUUUAACAUAUCACACGAAUAUUUUAAUGUGUACCCGUAAAACGCAGCUCACUCAGGCUAUGGACUUUGGAAGGCUUUAUUGCCAGCGAGGGUGAUCCGUCUAAACGUCACUGACAAUAGCACUGCUGGCAGAACAUUUGAUGUCAAUCUGUAAUCCGAAAAAGCUUUCAAUGUCUGCACAAUUUACUGCAUUGUCUAUGACAUAAGUCGCCGUAAUUGUUUUCCGGAUAUAGGCGGACUCACAGAUCCUAGCAAGGAUCACUGCUGUGGCAGUCGAAAAUACUCACUCGUGACUAUCGGGAUUCCCCGACUGCAUAUUAAAUUGUUAUUCGCAUGCGCGAAUGGUGAGAAUUUUGUGCAUGGCGGAUGUUUGCCGCAGUCUUACUCAACGAGGCGCAAAACAAACAAAUCGCUUUUUUUGUUGAUCUAGUUUUGGCGUCUGCAUUUUAUGGGUGAAAUAAACGUGAGCACACAUCUAGCGCAGACUGACAUGCACCAACAUUAUUUUAGACUCCUGUAGUAGGCAUGCUGAAAUAACUUAUCCCAUUAUACGAUGAGCCGGCAUUCGUACGUCGUGUUCUUUUCUACCUCUGCCAUAGAAGGUGAAGAAAUGUGUUUCAUGAAGGGCUACAAAAGAAAACAAAGUAAAUGUUCCCUCGGAGAGAACGAGGUUUGCAUGUGGACUGGCAGGACGUAGGUGGCAAACCGUCACAAAGUGGAAUGCAGACAGUGAUUGAAGCUUUCGCUUAACGGUGUUAUUGUGUACGAAGAUAAUGCGUUCCAAUAGAAGCAAAGACACCAGUCCCAGGAUGCAGUCGUCAAGAAGGAGACACGAUCGAUGGGACGAGCUUUAUUGGUCUGACGUUUCGGAUUUAUGUUCCAACACAUCAUCAAAGACAAAGCAGAUACGGUUGGUUCGUGCAUAAGGGUCUAUAGUAUUUAUGGAGUGCGGUAGCCAUGCCACCGCAUGUCUUUGAAUAUUCACGGCUCUCCCCUUCAUCUGGAAUCGUUGCACUUGGUGUGAUGGCCGACAUUAACGUCGUUAAUUGCUGCAAUUUCAUCACGUGCGUUGGAUGUUGGUGUGAUGGUUGAUAGACCAUCCAACGCACGUGAUGAAAUUGUCGGAAUUAACGACGCGCAUAUCGGCCAUCAUGGCUGACGACAAAUGUAUUCGAAUUUCAUGUCUAGUCUGUAAGUUUACUAAAAAUAAAAUAAAAAUAUCUUUGCAUAUGACAGUUUUCUGGUUAUAACUAGGUGUUAAAAAUAUACUUGCAGAUUUCGCAUUCCAUUAUAUGCAUAAAUCCAAGACCUUAUUUUUGAAAUUAAAAUAACAUUUCCGCCAAAAGUUUGACGUCCAUAAGCUCAAAGGCCGGCAGAAGUUAACCGUUUCUCUAGCCCGAAUCGGCAGACUCGUGCUGCUCUUAAAUCUGCCUAUGUGAAGGUAUACGUACCCUGAAUUCGGCUUAUUGCAUAAAAACCAUAAAAUAUCCGAUUUGGAAGAUAACUUGCAGCUCUGCUUCGAAUGAAGGCUCUCUCAUAUGUUGUGAGGUGUCUGGCGAUAGUUGUGCAAAUUUGAAUGUCUUUUUGUGUGAAAAUGAGUAGGGUGUGUCAGUACUGGCUGGCAUCAAAUAGUCCCCUUAAGUCAUUUAUCUACGCCGGUAUGCUGAACCUUAAUGAGCUUGUUAUAGGUCUUGUUUUAGAGCAUGCUAAAGAAAACCCUGCCAUUCUAUUCACGUGCACUUUAGGUUCUGACAUCCAUUGCACACGUGAAAUGUUGGCUGAAAUUAUAAAUUCGUUUUUUUUUAAAUUAGUAACGACUACGUAGCGCGGUUGUAAAAUUGAUUGUUAUGCGGCAUAAUCUUAUAAUAUUUCGGACUCGGCAAGAUGUUAGCUUUUGACUACGCUGAUCUUCAAUGUCCUGUAAAACAUUACUUACUAAAAAUAACUACUUAUGCAGCAUGGAUUUUUCUCAUUUAUUUUUGAUGGUUUAGCAAAAUGAAAUAUAUUUUAUAGAAAUCCCGAACAAACAAAUGGUUUAUUUCAGUUGUUUAAUAACUAAUCACGCCGCUUGCAUAUUUUACAUCCAGGGAAGCAGUAUAACUAAGUUUCAUAAACGUUUUCUGACUGCCAAAUAAUCUAGAGCAUGAUCAGUCAUUGCAUUACCACUUAUUGAUUUUAGUCUACAAGGCCCAUGCGUUCCGCCUAACGCAAAUCGCAUAUUCUUCUGUGCCCUAAAAAGAUAUCAUACAAAUUCAAAAAAUUCUGCAAUGGAUGCGGGCUUUGUUGUACAUUUCAUGAGGCGCAGUGAAAAAAGAGAUGUAUGAUGCUAAAUAAGUAGACAUUGCGCGGUUGUAAAAAAAUCAUAUGAUUAUAAACUCUUUUGGAGCCUUAUUAUAAUCCUUCUUUGAGUAUUAGAUAUAAAUAUGACUUAAUCUCCUAUCAAAGAAAUGAUAAAAAUGUAUUUAACUUUGCAAACUCAUUGAAAAUCCAUUGAAAGAACGUAUGCUGCUGAAGCAGUCAUUUUUACUAAGCACUUUUUUGCAGGAGAUUAAAAAAGCAGCGCAUUCAAAAGCGUACAUCCUGCCGAGUCCGAAAUAUAAUAGGAUUAUGCCGCAAGAUGAUCCGUUUAGCAACCGCGCGUAAAUAAUAUUGCUAAGAGAAAAUGCACUUCAGAAUUUCCGCUUACAUUUCAUGAUAUCGAUCACUUACUGUAUACAGUCUCUUUCAAGCACGCAUAGAAAUAAAUCUUUUUUGAAUUAUCGAGAAAUAUUUCCAUUUGAACUUCAUGAAGAUUUCAUUUUCCCGUAUCGUUUUGUAAUAAGAGCUGCCUUUUCUAAUGUAAUCGCCAGUUCGGAAAAACAGAAAACUUACUAUCCUCUACUCGAAGUUGCGUAUGCUUAUACACGUCCGCCAUAUGAUUCCCGUAUUCAUAAGUCAUUUGUCAUAAAUGCAUAACGUUACUUAUUUCGACAAUAGCGCUAGGCACCACACCGUUUAAAAAAUCCCACGUGCCGCCGAAAUAGUCUCUCGUGUUAAAACUCCCAAGGCCUUCAAUAAAACGAUUUAAAAUAAGACUUAUUACUUAUUAAAUGCCGGAGAGCAUGAAGUUUCAUUAUAAGAAUUUGGUAGAAUGUCAUCAAGUUACCAAUAGCAGAUAAAAUGUCGUAAGAGCAAUGAAAUGUUCACGACUUUGGGUUUUAUGAGUAAACGUUUUGCUAAUUUUCAUAACCUGUGAUAAUAUUCAUUCCCUCUUCGAAAUACCCCUUUUUUGUUUAAAUAGAUGAACAAAUGGCAGAGAAAAAACGCUUUAUAAGCAUUCAAAAUAUGGUUUAGAGUUAACUCAAAAUUACAUUUUUUUCGAUUUAAGAACCAAUACCGGAUACAAUUAUAAUUAUCAUUUACAGUGACGUUCUGACAUUCGAAGGAAUCGGCUUGUGUCACUUCUUACAACGUCUUCUCUGUUCAACAAAAUUAAAAUAAUUUUACGGCCUAUUUUUCGUUCUAUAAAUGUUUAAGCUAAAUUAAAACCACGAUUCUUUUGUUACGGAAUACGAACGACAUUACUUUCAUCAUAGCGCUUAAUUGUGCACCCCUAUAACAGUAAUGGAGGAAUAAAUUUUGGGUCUGCGCAAAUGAUAUUCAGUAGCCUGAUUUUUUAAUAAUACAUUCGCCACUUAAUUUGUAUGUUCAAAUUAAAGAUUUAGGUUUAAUCCGACUCAUUGAAGCAAGUGUUUCAGACAUCUGCGCAAUUAUAGAAACUUUGUCAGCACGGUGCGACGUGGAGACGCCUAACCAACAUUACAAAAGACAUACGUCUGCUGAAAACUCGAAUAAUGCCUUGCGAUCACCACACGCAGCGCUGUUUUGCUUAAUGAUAAACGUGUUAAAAAACACUUUCUAGAUCGUUCGCAGAUGUUUUUUGUUCCAAAUGGGUUUGUGACAUUUGCAAUCCAUAAAACGUCUGCCGAAUCAACGGUGAUGCGUAUAUCCCGCACUGCGAGCAGAUCACCUGUCUUGCCAGUCAACAUAUAAUUCAUUUAAAAGUCACCCAUGCACACCGGCUUAAUUGUGGUUUCAUCGUUCGUCUCGUUUAGCCGGCGUAUGGAGAGGACUAAUAGACACAACAAAAAUCCUAUUAACGUCGUCCUUUGCAGCUACUCCCGGAAGUUACCCCGCAGUCCGGAGAAAAUAAGGAAAAAAUCACUUAACCAUGCGAUGACAUGUUAUUUGGCCUCGGACAAAAGUGUAGUGUUUGAUCGCAACCUGCGCCCUUUUAGUGGCUCAUUGUUUUCAAUUCCUUACAGAUGCAUACCCGGACACCGUCUGAUGAAAGCUUUUCCAGAAAUGGUUGCAAAGAGAGUCCGCCCGUCAAUUCCGUUCGGCCAAAAUUAUCUAAGUAAGUCAUCGCACUGUUGUCCGUAACGUGAGUUAAAAACAAAUGAGAGCUGACAGAAGGGCAAUCUAGUCCUAGUAAGCAGAAAACUGUUUCAAACUUGGAUACAGUCAAAAUCAUAUACAACGCCUUCCGAGCGCUAGGACUGAAGGUUAUCGGAGGGAGAAAAUGCUUUUCCCUGCAAUAAAAUAGGAUUUGGAAUACAACGAUUAGUACAAAGUGAAUUUCGCUUAUUAUACAAUCAAAUACACUUAGGUGCCUUCCAUUUAGGAAGACGUGAUUUUCAGUGAACAUAAAAGUACCUUCUAAACUGCUUCAACCUUUCUCUGACGCCGGAAGAAACGGUCGCUGGGACAUAAAAAUUUUGCGCCUGAAGUAUCGUAUUCCCCCUGAAACCCAUUCCCAAGGACAGCUGAGCCUCUAAAUACAAUUGCUUCUAAAUGUUGCAGACGACCAAUGUAAAGAUAUGCGGGUGAACCUUGUAGUAAGCAUAUGAUACGCUUAAUACUGGCGUCAACAGGCCUAGACGUAUGGUUUGGGAGGUAUUUCAAUUUUUUCUGUCACCACCUUUCAUACCGGGAUGGUAACUUCUGUUUCUGAUCGAAUUUGCAGCAAAAAUAAUUUCGAGGAAUAGCCAGCAGUUAAUAGCAUGAUAGGGGCUUAUAGGCUGACAUUCGCCGAGUGCAUUUCUUGCAUAUUUAUGCACAUAUGCGGAAACUGGUGUAUCGUAGAGUUUGAUAACUGAAAGUGGAAAACAGACUUUGGACUAGAAAUAAUCACCCAAAUGGUACUAAAGUAUUCAUGUCUGCUUUCGAGCAAAAUUCCGAUCGUCUGCAGAAUAACACCUUUUAAAAUGGCUACAAAAUGCUGGGACCUUUUCUAUUUAUUUUCGGUAAGCUUACAAAUUCAGAUUUAUCUUGCAGAAAAUAUGCAAAAAAUAUACUUCCUUGAACCAGCUCAGCAACAAAUUAUGUGUUUUUUCAACUUUUUAGUCGAUAAAUGUUUUAUAAAUGUCCUUAGCAAUGAGAUUUGUAAGAUCGUGAUGCUUCAUCUUCAGUUCUUGCCAGAAGGAUACUCUAAAUGCCCGCAAGAAUACUGCCGGGAACCCGACGUUCCUCGGAAUAUUUGCAUUAUUAUUUUAAAUGAUGGUGUUUUCAUUAAUCUGUCGGCUUUGUCUAGAUCGUUAGUCAGUUCCCCUCUAUCGAAUGCAUAGAACAGUUUUUCCUUCUGAUCUCAAAGGCGGCACAUUCUAAAGAUUGAAUAAUCCCCGAGACCAUAGUUACUGAACUUUUUAGGUGGCAGAGCAGUGAGGCGCCUCCAUUUGUUCUGUUUGGAGGUUUCUAAAUGGUCUGUGUUGUGGUAGAAAAGGAUCUAAAAUUGCCUAAGCUGAAAGAUCCAGGGCAACCAUUUAAAAAACAGAAAUAGCUCACAUGUGACGAUUUAUUUUGCCGCUUCCAUUUCGGAAAGCCUAGUAAACCUGCCAUUAGCUAAGCGUAAAGCGCUCAAAAUAGGGCCGGGUUGACCUUCAGCUGAUUAAUUUCUUUCUUCUUCCCCUGUGCUGGCAUUGCGUUGGAUAUUUGGCGGGCAUCACAACGACGUGCCUUGGAAGUUAUCGCCUUGAUGGGAGUGGUUGGGUUUCUGCGCCGGUUGUGCGGUCUGUCGACUGUUUUGCCCGCUGUCAGGCGAAUUCGUUUUUGGUGCCGCGCUUGUGUGUGAUUUUUUUCAAUUUCUGUUUAGACAUCUUGCCCUGUUAUUUGUGUACGCAAUAACGGUUGAAGUAAAGUACCUCGGUUAUUUAUCAUGACAUCUUAAUACCACGUCUCAGGUAAUAGUUGUGCUGUCCUAGAAUAUCCCUGGCCCAAGAUCAGAAGCAUGAUAGCAUUUCCAGUCUAGUCUCUGAUUUGCAACUUGCAUGACGAUUUUACCACAAUGGUUUUAUUUAUUCUACAAUGAUUAUUAAAUAAACAACCUGGGUAUUGAUAUGCUUAGAUAUAAAUUAACUUGUUUGCUUAACUUCAAGAUGUUGACAAAAGUCAAAAUGUGGGACGGUCGGGUCAUUUAUAGUACUUUAACUGCCAUACUGCCUGGGACACUGCUUUGUGUCUGCAAGCCGUUUGUGUCCAUUAAUGGUCAACACAAACUUCACUCUUACCUAGAAAAAAAGUUCUUUCUUUACGUCACGACUGAUUCCAAGACCGAUAUCAUCAUCAAUUACAACCAGGUAUAUCCUUACCCAGGAGGUCCAUGUAGAUCAAUAAUCAUAUUUAAGCAUGCGUCAAAUUACCUGUCACAGUUAGACGUGAAAAUGCGCUGGUAAGGGCUUAUGGAAUCUCUACGCACUGAUAAGUAGGUAAUGCAGAAGACUGACACCACACUGCACCUGCGGAUAAACUGUGGAUUCAGCGUCGCAACAGCAAAGCGAUAUCGAAAACCGAAAACAGGACAAGGCGAGAACAGUUAGAGGCCCGGAUCCUCUAUCUCCUCAUCGCGUGCUGCAUGUUUAUCAGCCGCGCAUGACGUUUGUACCGCUCUGUGUCCUGGAUGUCAUACAGAAGGACCGUAAAGUCGACCAGUGACACACGCAGCUCACACCCGCCAUUCCUGCUGCCUCGCGUCUUCGCUGCCUCAGAUUAUGUAUUCCAACAUGUGAAAUUCGAGGGGUAAGCAAAAUAAAAGUAGAUUUUACAGGUUUGAUCACCCUGACUGCUUUAUUUUGUCUACUAUUCAAGCGGGGUUGACGCCCUGUUUCGUAGUCAUAGUAACAUGCGUGCGUGGACAGACUCCCUAUGUCUAUCAACAGACUUUCCAGCAAUACCUAUAAUUAUUAACAUUUAAAGUUAAAAAUAAUGAUGAACACUCAAGUUCCACACAAAAAUACCAGCAUAUUGCAAAGAUGGCAGACUGGAUUUAGGAAAAAACUCCAUCAAAAAAAUAUGAAUUCCGAGAGAAACCUUAUUUGGUAAACAGAUGUCUCAACACCUGUUUACAGGUUUUACUUAACUUCAUGGUUUUUCUAUUUUAAUAUCAACGCGGACAAUCUUGUAGGGUGGAGUAUAACAUGAGACGAAUAUUGACAUUUUUACUAUUCGUUUGAGGAUAAUGAGAAGGGAAAUGUGGAUGAGUAAAUACACAUCGAAGUGGCCUGGAACGGGAGUCGGUCUUUAUCAAUCAACCGCAUUAGGGAAGAGUGCGUGAAACAUAAUCGUAAAUUCGCUGCGGAGAAUGCAGUAGUAAUCGUUAUUUUCAGACGUCUUCUUACUUGGAUACUUGCUGCGUCCCCUUGAGAAGGCAGUCUUGUAAAUUUACUUGCUCCUGUGGAGCGGGAUAAUUUGGCUGCACAACGAGUCGCCUGGAAAAUAGAGUACCUGAACGCAUAUUGGCCUAGCUAGGCAGCGGAGAUUACAAGUCGAUUUCGCGUUCUAUUGUCGCACAUCAAGUCGAUGCGAAUCACCGACUCGAUGCCAAUAAAGCCUAUCAGGUUGUCUACUGGACACCAGCAAGCUCCUCCAGUGGCACUCGCCGACGGGUGCUAGCUAUAACCUGGGCAGUGUCUGUACCGUUAGCCAAUCCAGUGAUAUGUUGACAGAAGACGCUGACACAGGCGCUCUGUCGCCCGUGUCUGAUGCCGACCCCAGAUGAUGAUUGCACGUCGCCCCAACCUCCUGAUGGCAGUAGGGUGUGCUCAAAGUACCCGAUGUACAAAGAUCACUCACAGCUAUGUCACCCCUCCCCCUUGUCUCCUUGACCCAAUGACCACCUGGAGGACUCAGGUGCAAUAACACAGAACGACAGGCGCAUGGCGAGACCCCAAGAUACGGCUUUGGCCCGAUUCUAUGACACAAAGACGGUGCGCAAAGACGGCGCUCCUCACCGACCCAACGUACGGACUGGCUAAAUAUGGCGUCUCAAGUACCUGACCGCUGAGUCAGACACCACGGUCUCUUCGUCAGCACAAUUCCUGGAGAAACUCAAAGGGGUUAGCCUCCAUCCAAAUGAGGUCAUGGUAUUUUUUGAUGUUUUAUCCCUCUUUACUUCUUCUACCCAGGACCUGGCGAUCGAGACAAUCGAGCUGCUACUACAAAGCAAAUACGAGGAAGAGGAGAAACGUCUUGUACACGCGCAAAUCCUUCAGCUCCUGAAGCUCUGUCUCAGAAAGUACUCCACAUUCAACGGGACAAUAUACGAGCAAGUGAAGGGCACACCAAUGGGUUCCCCGAUUUCGGGAUUCAUCGCCGAGGCCGUCCUGCAACGGUUCGAUUCGCUGGUCUUCCAACACCACAAACCGAAGUUCUGGGCCCGGUAUGUGGAUGAUACCUUCGUCGUUAUUGACCGGGAUCAACUGCUGACAUUCAAGGAACGUCUGAAUGCGGUCCUCCCAGACAUACAAUUUACGAUGGAGGAGGAAGAGAACAACCAGCUGGCCUUCCUGGAUGUCCUUGUAUGCCGCAAGGAUUAUGGUGGACUAAAGACCAAAGUGUUCCGGAAAGCAACAAGUACGAUGUAAGUACUGAACUUCAACAACAGCCACCCAAACAACCACAAACACCGAUGUGUAAGGAGGCUCUUUGGGCGUAUAGAAACGCACUGCAGUUAUAGGGAAGACAAAAUUUCCGAACUACCAUACCUUUAACGUGUAUUCAAAGCCAAUGGCUUUGCGCGCAACUUUGUCAACCGGUGCAUACGCAAAAAGGACGAAAAACCUAACCGCACGGACACCAAAUCUUGGCGGGCGCUUCCGUAUAUUAAGAAUGUUUCGGAUGAUUUCGGCCGCCUUCUCGCACCACUUGGAGUUGGAGUGGCACACAGAUCGGACGCAACCAUCAGGCGUCCGGUAAUGAAAUCGAAAGACCCGCUUCCACGGAUAGAAUCGUCCGGAGUCGUUUAUCGGAUCUGGUGCAAUUACGGAAAUAACUACGUCGGAGAAACCGAAAGGCAGUUCCGAACGAGAAUGGCCGAACACGCUGCAGCGGUGCGGAGAAAUGACGUCGGCUCCCAAGUUGCGGCUCAUUCGACGAGAUCCAGCCACACAUUCGAAUUCGAAGAGGUUGAAAUUCUCGCUAGAAGCUAGGAGCUAAUUGAAUCAUGGUUUGCUUGGUCCCAGCCCAUUAACCAGUGCACUGAACUUCCCCUUCCACACUCAGUGCUAAGACUUCGUCUAGACGGUGUAAUUAGCCACGUGGGGAGCUCACAGGUGAACACUUAUCCUAACACCAGGGUCGGUGGGUCAGAUGAUUGAUUAAUCAUCAAACCAACACCCAACGCACGUGAUGAAAUCGCAGCAAUUAACGACACGAACUUCGGCCAUCAUACAAUUAGCACAUCAACUGCGACGAUCCCUGAUAAAGGCGGGAACCGUGAACGUUCACAUGUAUGGCGACAGCAUGGCGACUGCAUCCUAUGAAUACUGCAGCCUCUUGUGCAUGAAUCACCCGUAUCUGCCGUAGUCUCUGUUGAUGGGUUCGAGCAGGAACUUGUGCAUGAAUCACCCGUAUCUGCCGUAGUCUCUGUUGAUGGGUUCGAGCAGGAAUGCGAAACGUCAGGCUAAUAAAACUCUUGUCCCAGCGAUUGUGUCUUCUUCUUUAAGUCUACUUUGUUAAACCGGAGAUUUAAUCUAAGAAAAAGCGACUGUUUUUUACAGCAGUCAGUACUCGCAAGUCUCAACUCUGAGAUUCGGAACAUUGCUCGCCUCUGUCUGUUCGCUCUCUGUUCCUUACUGCAGAAGACGGACUGUCCCUUUUUUACGAUUUUGUCACGAUGACCCUAAGCAGUACAGCCCUCCUGCUUGAAACUAGCAUAAUUUAAUUAACAAAAAAAUUUGUUGAGUGUCUACAAGGAAUAUUUUCAGCAAAUAUUGUAUUCACAAUAACCAAUAUAAGUUGUAUGCGGACUGGCGACGACUUCGUCUGUAUCUCAGACAACCUGUAUUGCCAAUAGAAGCGAAAAUUGGAUAUUCGGUAAUCAGUUUGGAAUAAAGUGAUCUGACUGCUGGAAAAAGACGUUUACGCACCUAUAGUUUCGGAAUCCAUCGUCGGAGCUAUGUGCAGAAUAUUCAACUGUUAUGGGUCUCUGUGAGAAACCUUCAUAUCAGACGAGUAAAGGACUUGCUUCUUCACCAUUCUCUCAUAAACAACCUGAUGUUUCAGUAAGGUAUAUUAUUAAGCUUUUAGUCGGAAAAUGCCAUCCGAAAACAGCAAAGGCUGUUCACUGGAUAUGUUUAAUCUCGCACUUUCCGCAAACUUCAAGUUGUUUGGUCUUCUCGAAUGCAAGGCCGCAAGAUUAACUUAGUUUUUUUUGUCCGCUUUACUUUAAUGUUUCUGUUUACCAUCGAGCCCAGUUGUGGACUAAAAAUAUUUUCCAUCCCCCGUUUACGCAUGGUCGAUGUGAACGGAAUAUGGCGCAGAUAUAUCAGGUUAUGCCCGCGACUGCUUCAGUGGUCUACGUUCUGGAACUAGAUUCAAGCUGCAAGAGGCAUGUACAUUAGGCCUAAACUGGGAUAACAGACAGCUGUGAGAUUGAUUGUUAAGCUAUUUUGGAGUGAAGGAAAUGAAGAAGUGAACUACAGUAACAAGGAGCCAAAUCUGGACAAGAUUUGUUUGCUGGAGGCGGCGAGUGUGUCCGUAAUGAAGUUGAAACAAAAGCCUGCCGAAGGGGUUCUAUUUCUAGAAAGCCCUAAACGUUCUACUGAAGCAGCCGGGCAUGCUAUAGCACUGUUUAGUGGUUGCAUUUCUUGCCCACAGCAGACAGCAGUGCGCAAUGCAGUACUUCGUUGCAAAAGGCAACUAAAAGUCAUAAGAUAUAGAGGUCUUAUUUAAAACUUCUUAGUUUGUCAGCACCGAAAGUACGCCGCCUAAAUAGAACAACGAAUGGAGUCACAAUGUAAGCGACGAAAACUAAUUGCUUUUCAAAUGAGUUAGCUGCUGACUGCUGACGGUAAAACCCUUGUAGUACACAUGAUUCGGUUUAGAAACGGAAUAUAUUCGUCCAGAAAAGUCCACUAAUUUGCUGUCCCACACUGUAUAUUAAACAUAAACGUAUUGUCUCAUAAGUGCUAAAAGUAUUUUGUCAGAACAGGAAGUAUGUGCGUCUCUUCGAUCGCGCAUAUAGCAGUUAUUUGGUGUGAUCACCCAUUUUAGCCGAAGUAAACUCCUAUCGUUGACCAUAUGCAUAGUGGUAGGUCACUUUUGUUCAACCGAGCAAAAUAGAUUGAAGUAACGGGGGAAUUACAUAUAUACAUCUGGUCUAUUGCAUUUAUAGCGAUCUGCCCAUGCUGUAUAUAAUAUGUAAUUAGACAGGUGUCUGAUAAUACGGUGGCUAAUUUAUUUUGAAAAAUAAGGAAGCUAAAAGGAACUAAUCAACAAUGUAAGUUUGACUGUCAAAAUUUAUUUUUUAUUUUUACUGAUGCUUCCAAGCAGUCCGGUGCGGUAAAUAUGUCUUGUAAGAUUAGUAGUUAGAGACCCCCCUGAGAAACUCAGUUAACUAGUUAGCAAGCACAAAAUUAUUUUCCGCGAAAGUUUGUCACAUUACUGGAGUCAUGUGAUAGUGCAGACGAGUAAUAGAAGGGUAAUAGAAGGAAAAAAAUUAACGGUCAUUUCUACACAAAAUGAGAUGUUUUUAAGAAAACCCAUGCGCAGGUGUCGAAGGGACAGGAAAAACGCCGUCAAAGUAGCCUGUUAAAAUCACAUGGAGACGCCCUGACCAAACAGUUUUACCAAGAUUUCAGACAGUAAGCGUUCGAAAACUAUUCUGAAAAAAACCCUAUUUCGCAUACAAGUGGUGAGGAGAGAUUGUCAAAUAUAAUGGAACAGGCCAUAUUGAGCACAAAAGUAGUCCCUAUUUAAAUCAAUAUGUGAACACCUGCCAAUGGAAGCGAAGAGACGAGUCCCAGGAAGCAGUUUUGAAUCCGAAACGCCAUGAGUAAUAAAGCUCUUGUUCCGGCGAUCGUGCGUUCUUCUUCAUGUGAACACCUCCCAGUAAUGCGAUCUUGUCCUCUAGUCCUCACGUACAUCCGGUUAAAUACUUCCACCCUUGUGUUUACGAACGUCUCAGAACAUACAAUAGUAUUUUAAAUACAGAAAGCAGCUUUAUACGACUGGCUAAAUGUAGCGAAUCAUUUAAAGAUGAGAAACAACCAAAAUUCAAAUGCUCUUAUGCUUUUCUUAUUCUCAGAUGAUGUUCAUUAAAUUCAAAAACCGGCGAAAAGAAAUUUAAAAUCACGGGCAGUCGCGCAAAACAGGCAAGAGAUAACGGUUACUUCAAAAUGCUCCCGAGGAAUGCGUUUUUUACAAUACUUUCAAAAAAAACCGCGGAAUAAAUGCACAUAUAACAAAAGUCAGUAUUUAAAGUACGCAUUUAACAAGUAGUGAUGUUCCGAAAGCCUGCUCUAAAAGGUGGCUACUGAGAGAUUCAUGCAAAGUCAGCAUGUGAUCGUAGACAAAUGCUUUCGACAAACUGUUCGAAAGUCUGCUGCAUUUCUAUUCACCAACAAUAACAUUUGUAACCACAGCCAGUUUUUCGCAAAGACUUCCAGACACCAUACGUCAGUCAAGUUAGCCUUUACUUAAAGCAGGACGAAAAGUUAUCUUUCAGUUUGGAAAUUUAAUCGCCUUCGUGGAGCAUGACGCCAAUGCGGCAGGUGAGGCUUCACAUUCAUUCGUAGGGUGCACAGUUGGUUCGAUCGCAGAGAAAAGUCAGAUUCGAAAGCAGAACGCGCCUGUCUCUCGGGUUAGGUAGACCAUCGUUAUUACAGUAGACACGCAGCAACAGCCUACUGGCCUUUGAACUCCAGAUGUUAUCAUUAUAUCGCAGACGUUAUUUCAAAUCGAGCAUUUGAAUCUGGGGUUUGUACAGUCAGUGAAAUACUCUAAUUUCAUACACGUAAUUAACAUCUGAAUCAAAUCAGUACACUCUCGUAAUCAACCAUGUCUUUUUUAUAUUCUCCAUAUCAUACAGCCCAAACAUGAAAUUCACAAGUUUUUGUUGUCGGGUAAAACAAAGACGAGGCGUUUGUCGAAUCGAAUGGUUCCUGCAGAAAUUGAUCGUUCGCACGUUAUCCUCAUGCAUUUGCAAAUGGAUAGCAUUUAGCGGGUUUUAUAUUAAAACUUUAAAUUACUGAAAUCUUGCAAGCAUGCGUUUGUUUCAUUACUUAUUUUUUUAACAGAAGAACUUAAAUCGCAGUCCGCAUUCCACAUUUACCGUCUGCAUGCGACAGUCCUCGUCGAGAGGAGGUUUUCUUUGGUUUAUUUCAAAUUGCUUCGAGAAGCAUAUUUCCUCAUUUUUUCUGAACAGUGAAUUUUGAUUAGGUAUGUCCAGGGACAAAAGAACAAUGCGUGGACAUGAUGUCUGGUUGUCUGGUGGGUCGAUAUAUUCCCGCUUGCGUACUGCAGAGAUUUAAAAUAAUGUCAGUAUAGGUCACACUGCGCUGAAUGUGUGCUCAGGCAACCUUCGUCCGUACAAUUCACGCACCGAAAGUAGCUCAGAAACAAAUGGAAUUUGUUUGUUUCGUGUAUGGCUGAGUUGGACUGCCAGUAAACAUCCGGCAAGCACAAAAAUGCCGCAUUCACGCAUGCGAAUAACGCUUUUAUAUGCAGUCAAAAAACUGCCGGUGGUAAUAACAAAAUUUAUCCUUGCUCCUAAAAGUGAGUCUGUCUAUUUCAGGAAAGCAAUCCAGGCGAUUUUAAUUAUAAUCAACUUGGUGAAUUUUAUAGACCCUGACCGCUUAUUAGGAUUGCUGUUCGCCGUCAAGUGUUCUAUCGGUAUUGCUAAGUUCGAUGACGCUUACAACUGCAACGCUUGCUGACAAAAAAUACUUCUGGAAUCAUGUGGACUGGGUUUCACAGCCUAAGCAAACGUGCGUUUUACGAUAACACACCAACACAACCCCAAAUAUGCACAUGAUAUUUAUUGCGAAUAUGUUUGUCUAAGCUGCAAAAGUAAGAAAUUAUUAGGGGGGAGAAACGUUCUUAUUUAAAUGCAAGGAAUUUAUUAUUGAUGCCAUGUCUGUUCUGAUAAUGUUGGAAAGAAUUGACGACUAGUUUUUCAUCUAAUUUGUUAGAAUUUUAAUUGCGUCAAGGUAUGUUGUCUUGCAUUUUUAUGUUUUUUAUAAAUCAGGGACUGUGUCGGAUAAGCAAAUCGUUCGAUUGGUCACAAGACAGGAAUUCCUGCAGCCUUGAUCUUAAAAUUGUCCGUUCGCAAAAACUGCGUGAAAGGUUUCACCGCCUACUGACACAUUCCAAGCCAUAAUUCAUCGGCGGAAAAGACGUUUGUGAAGGGUUGGCGGAAAAGUCGAUAUAAGGCAUGGAUCUGUAUGGCCGUAUGCGUCUAAGGGAACAUUUGCACUAAAACACCACAUCCCAAAAUUCAUCAUCACGCUUCGCCUUCUGCAGUCCCUUAGAUAUGAGUUCGCCCAACUCACCCACCGGCUACACAGAAAAUGUAUCUCUUACAACUACCUUACUGCACUGCGGUUUGCCCGGGAGGUUAUAAAAUUACGUCAUUACUCGCUCUACACCAUCAGUCCUCUGCGUUUGUCUGAAUUCGUCGACAGGUGGACUAAAGUUGCUCCCUCUUAGUGUGGCCUCUAUCGCAUCGUCGUUUAGAUGGAAUUCCAGUCGCCCCCUCUCUCAUUCUGUCAAAAUCGUGUUUAAACUCACGCCAGGUCGUGUGUGGCACGGGCUAUUAAAGUCUGUCGGUCAACGCGCCAGAACUUUUCUUUGAUGGUCUCAACUCCUUCUUGACUGCUGCGCCGAGAAUGAUGACGAAUAUGACAGCGUAGUUACUGCUUCACAAGACGGAAUCCGUCAUGAACUAGUCAGCAAGCCAGUUGACGUACUUAUGUGCGCCAUGUUUUAGGGCGCACGAUAGGCAUCAUCGUUUGCGAUUUUGAGUCUGUUGAUUGCUCUUGCGUUCGUUUGGUCCUACAAACCGAUGAAUUUGAUUCUUCCUUAGUCUUUUGAUGUACGAAGACUUUCAGAAUGCUUCCAGCGAUGGAGACAUUUAAGUAACGCAAACCACUUUGAGCAACUGAUGCGUUCAUUUCAGUGAACGGCUAAUACAAAAAAGCCAAAGCCUUUAGCUCCUUUAGAGUAAUUUAGACAAUAAAUUUAUGCAUAGUCAAUUGGACAUGGAAUUCCUUUAUAUUGGACAUGGUACAAAGCGUUAGCGCAGUUUAUUUAUUAAAAACAUGGUGUGACAGUUUUGAAGUAUUUCUUCUGCCCACUGUUUGGCUAAAUCUACCAAUAUAGGGACCAAUAGACAAAUAAUUUCAGAGGAUACUAUUUUUACGUCUGUCAAUUCUGUUUAUUUUGUUUCUUUUCUUUGAGAACUCUUUAAAUAUUCAACAUUGAAUUUGUAAAAAACGUUCGAGGUGUUGAGAGUACUCACUUUCAGUUCCUUUAGCUGGACGCAUUUGCUAACAAUGCCACUCGUCGCCAACUCGUUUGUGAUUAGGUACACAUUCGGUUUGGCCAGCUUAUAAGCAGACCUAAUGACAACAAAAUAGUAUAAAAAUGUAUCGACUGUUUGCCAUUUCAUUCAGUCUUUGACUCACGUAACAUUGUUUUGGCCGACAGCAACGACGACACCGAUCUUUGCGUGGACGACUCUAGCCGCCUUAAAACCAUCGCUGACGUAAGGAAACGUCUCUCCCUAGGGAACAUUAAAGGAUUUUAAUGGUUCCAAUGCCCAGAGGCAUGGGAGGUCUGCGGAAAAAGAUCAAGGCUUCAGCUAGCUCAGUGGUGAUGUUGGUGCUCAUGCUGAUGAUGACGACGAUGGUGAUGAUGAUGAUGAUGAUGAUGAUGAUGAUGAUGAUGAUGAUGAUGAUGAUGAUGAUGAUGAUGAUGAUAGUGGUUGUGUUGAUGUUGCGAUAAUGUCCAUGACGACGAUGCUGUGA